Messenger RNA from Diorhabda carinulata, 3413 nucleotides. Its product is annotated as post-GPI attachment to proteins factor 2-like. The coding region runs from base 355 to 1161 and encodes 268 amino acids. NCBI's taxonomy places the organism in Eukaryota, Metazoa, Arthropoda, Insecta, Coleoptera, Chrysomelidae. The record is from RefSeq and is a predicted model, not a curated record. Gene Ontology annotation, cellular component: endoplasmic reticulum membrane; Golgi membrane. Gene Ontology annotation, biological process: GPI anchor biosynthetic process. The transcript is spliced from 5 exons.
AUUGUUCGGGCACACUUGAGUUAAUAGAUUCCAAAAGCUCUAUUUUUUAAAUCACCUUCUUGAAUUCUACCCAACGCUACAUUUCCACGAAACCGUGCUUGUACAAAAUUCAAAUUUCGUUCAAUUUUCAAAAGUGUUGAGGGAGCGGUAACUGCAUACCACAUAUAAUGGAUGACCAUUGAUUUAGAAGAAGUAGACGUCGCGUCGGUGCAUUGAAUUUGAAAAUGGAGUUAUAAAUUUUUUUAUUAUGUGUAAAUACAAGAAACUUUUUAGAUAUAAUGUAGCUCGAAAUCGGCGUAUUCAAACCUAACAUGUAUUAACAUAGAUUGGAUGGAUUAAUUUAAUAAAAUAGAAAUGACUUCCGAAUUAGAACCUAGAAAAGAGGAGCGUUUUCUUGUUCACUACCGUCUUAGUUUCAAGCAAGUUUGUCUCGUAACAGUUUCAUUUCCCUUCUUAGCACUGAUUAUUUGUUUUAUUAGUGCAUAUAUUUUUCAAUAUGAUGAUAUACAUGAAACUCAUUGUCGGGUCUUCAAUAUCGUACCAUCGAUAAGUGCGAUCACUGGAAUUAGUCCCCAACGUUAUAUCUGGAGAAUCAGUAUUGCCUUUCAUGUAGGACCAAGAUUAAUAAUUUCAGCUGUGUAUCGGGCAUAUCAUCUAACUUUAAUCAAUCCGUUGGCUCAAAAUGAAGUUCAACUGAAAGCACAAUUUUGGUUAAAUACGGCUUUUUGGACAAAUGUGAUUGAAACUGGAGCUCUCUGUGGCGUUACUUAUAUAUCUAAUAGGGAAAAUUACGCUAUACAUGAAAAAUUCUUCAUAAUAUUCAUGGUAAGCAGCCUCGUACAUAUGUUAGCUUGUAUAAAAGGUAUAAAAGCUGUGGGAGUGACAAGGAACAAAACUGAUGAUGAUUUGAUAAAAUGUCUACAACUUAAACAAAAUCUUUUCAACAUUUCCUUAUUAAUGACAGUCGGACUUAUUGGAUUUUUUCUAGAACACAGACUACUGUGUCAUAGAAUGGCUUUCAGUAUGUUUGCUCUGUGCGAGUACAUCAUAGCAUUCGCCAACAUGGCUUUUCACGUAACAAUAAUAAUGGAUUUUCCAACAGAACAUUUCAUGGUUGCAACAAAAUUGAAUAACCAACAAGAAGAUGCGAAAAGUCUCUAAAAUUAGCAAUACACACAAAAGGUUGAACUUUUCACUAAUCAUUUGUACUUGGAAUCAUUUUAAAAAAAUGUCGAUUCAUUUUUUGAAAUAUGAUAAUAAAAAUUGGACAACUACAACUGAAGAGUGUUAUUACUUAGAUCAAUACAAACAAGUAUAAAUGGAUAUAGAGAGAGUAGGAUCUUCCUGCUACUAAAUGAAGAAAUCCAACUAGAGGAGAUGCUAUAGUUGUCCCAGGAAUAUAAAUAUAGAGUAUUAACUGGAGACAAUAAUAUCAAUAACAUUAACAGGCAGUAUACUGCAAACUACUAUAUUUUGAACAAAAGAUCAUCCAGAUGGAUGUGUAACAAAAAUUAGUGAAAAGCACUGUAUUUAUUCAAUAACUGCUUCCAUAUGUAGACUGAUUUUAUCAAGAAAUUAGAUAACAACUAUAUAUAAUUUCAAUUGACAAAUGCUUAAAUAUGACUGAGGCUGUUCUUCUACAUCUAGUAACACUUUUUCAUCACAUUCGAAGCUUUCUAGAAUUUUUGGUCUUUCCAGUUGGAUAUGACCAGGUAACCUGUGCAAGACUUGAAGAACCAAAUUAUAAGUUGAAUGUAAUGGUACCAGAAAUUCCAACUGAAGUUUUAGUGAUUUGAUAAUAUAUUAAAACUAUCAAAAUAUUACAGAUUACACGUAGAAAAACAGCUGCCAAUCAACAAUAGUUGCUUAAAUAUUGCACAGCACGGUUUUUAAUGCAUAUUUUUCUCAGUAUUAUUCGAGAAAGAGUGUUUGAAGUUUUUAAUUCUAUUCAAAUUUAAAAUUAAAAAAAGUUUGUAGGUAAUAUAGAUAUUUGGGACUUUCUACUAUUCUACCGACAAAGACAAGUUUCCUGCGAAAAAUAUUUUUUUAAAUUCUAGUUUCACAUGCUUUUUUAGCAAUUUAGUCAUUAUAAUAAUACUAAAAUUCCGAUAUCAUUGCUUUUUCCCAUUAAAAAAUCAUUUUGACAUAGUAUUCGAAAUGUGUGACACAGGGGUUUCACAUACAAAUAUGAUGUGUCUCUCUGUGCCGCUUAACAUUACAAAUUGAUCUUUCUUAAAAAUUCAAAGAGAAACUUUCAAUAUAAAAUUCUUUAUUGAAUUCAUGAAAGAUUCUCAUUAAAAUGGUGUACACCAUAAGUGGGGAACCUCUUUAGUAUUAGAGGCCGCUUAAACUGAUUGCCUAUGAAAAAGACUUUUGUGAAAUUAUUAUAGUUUUCUAUAGGUUUAUCAAUUUAUUGCAUUAUAUAGAAUAAAUAAUAUAUAAUUAAACAAUUUGAAAAAUCGCAAAAUUACAGUAUAAAAUAUUUUUUGAAUCUCAUUUCACAUUUUAUAAAAAACCAUAUAAUUUUAUUUUUUUUACAAAAUCUAAAAAUUUAUCACUUAGAUUGUCGGUAGAAAAGUAGAAUGCAUCAUUUGCAUUUUUUGAUAAUAAAGUUUGCACAUGUAUUUCAAGUAGAAAUAGACAUUCUUUAGAAUCUCUGAAAAAGUAAUUUGAUAUUCCUAAUAUUUCCUGUAAAUGAAAAUUGUUCAUCUCUCAUGCCAAAUAUGAUUACAAAUUCUUAACUAUAUCUCCAUUUUUUUUUCGGUUCAUGUUUCCAGGAUUGUAUUCUCAUAUAUACUAAGCGGUCCAUUCAUAAAUUUACCUAAGCAGUACCUAUAUCAGUAUUAUUAAUUUGAAUCAAAUAUUUGUUCUUUAAUAAAUGUGAUAAUAAACAGUAGUGUUGAAACUUUCCAAAACACAAUGUACAGUUUCCAUUUCCUGAGUUACUUUAUAAUUUAUAAAAUUUUGAAAAGUUCCUAUAUGUAACCAAUGUCAUGCUAAACGCAUUGUGUACUACUAUUACAUAAACAUAAUUAGACUGUCUGAUCCCUCGAGCAUUCAAUGAGUCGUUAGUUCACAUCCGGCUCGAAGGUCCAGGUGUUGUAGUAGUAAUCAGUAUGUUAAUUACCAACGUUUUCAGAAAUUUUAACUUAGUAGCAGUUUUAUCAUAGAAAAAUAAUGUAAGCACAAAGUUACUUAAUUAUCAUACACAGAAUUUUUACUAUUGUUAAAAAUAUUUGUUUUUCAAUAUAAACUAAUUAUUUUUUAUUAAACACUGGAAUAUAAAAAUUGACUUCUUAAUUUAUAAUAAAAACUGAAAUUUUAUUUCAAAUUUCAUUUUUUAUAUCAUAGAAAUUGUUUCUCGUAUUUCUAGUCAUUUUUGUAGUAAAAGUAAUAAAUUAGAAUUAUUAGUA